CGCGGCUGGCGCGCUCGGAGGGGGUGUUGCGCCGUGUCGGUCCUGCCUCCUUCAGUGCGAUGUGAGACUUGGGGAGAGCAUCGGUUGCCAAAGGCUCUAGUUGUUACAUGCAUCCAAUAAUCUUCUUCUCCAAAAUGGAUUUUAGUCAGAGCAAUUUAUUUGGAUACAUAGAAGACCUGCAGGAACUAACUAUUAUAGAGAGGCCAGUACGCAGGAGCCUGAAGACACCAGAAGAAAUAGAAAGAUUGACAGUUGAUGAAGAACUCGGUGAUAUUGAAAGGGCUGUUUAUCUACUCAGUUCUGGCCAGGAUAUCCAAGGAACAAGCGUGGUGGCAAAUCUUCCAGUCCUGAUGCGACAGAAUCCUGCAGAAACACUUCGUCGAGUUUUACCAAAAAUCAGAGAGGUGCUGCAUGUUGCAGGAGUGGAAAUGCAGUUAACAGCUGCUGUUUCAUUUUUGACUGUUCUGCAAGAGGAGUCGGUGUCCAUUCAUACGUACUCCCACUCCUUCCUACACAUCAUUCUCCAGAACCUGGAACACAGAGAUUCAGGUGUCAGCAAUGCAUGGCUAGAAACUCUUCUUGCUGUAAUAGAAGCUUUACCAAAAGAGACUAUCAGACAUGAGAUCCUGAAUCCACUUGUUUCCAAAGCACAACUUUCUCAAACACUUCAGUCCCGCUUAGUUAGUUGUAAAAUCAUGGGAAAAUUAGCUAACAAAUUUGAAGCUCAUAUUAUUAAAAGAGAGAUUCUUCCAUUGGUAAAAUCACUGUGCCAGGAUGUGGAAUAUGAAGUGAGAACUUGCAUGUGUCGGCAACUGGAACAUAUAGCUCAAGGAAUAGGGACAGAACUAACAAAAACUGUGGUGCUUCCUGAGUUAGUAGAACUGGCAAGAGAUGAAGGCAGCAGUGUACGCCUUGCAGCUUUUGAGACAUUAGUGAAUCUGCUCGAUAUGUUUGAUGCAGAUGAUAGGAGUCACACUGUGCUCCCCUUAGUGAAAUCAUUCUGUGAAAAAUCCUUCAAAGCAGAUGAAUCUAUCCUAGUUUCUUUAUCUUUCCAUUUAGGGAAACUGUGUAAUGGAUUAUAUGGCAUUUUUACUCCUGAACAGCACUUAAGGUUUUUAGAAUUUUAUAAGAAGCUUUCCACACUGGGUUUACAGCAGGAAAAUGGACACAAUGAUAAUCAACUACAACUUCAAACUCUGGAACAGGAAAAGAAGUAUAUUUCAGUGAGGAAGAACUGUGCUUACAAUUUUCCAGCCAUGAUUGUUUUUGUGGAUCCAAAGAACUUCCAUUUAGAACUAUAUUCUAUAUUCUUCUGCCUUUGUCAUGACCCUGAAGUUCCCGUCAGAUAUACUAUGGCCAUAAGCUUCUAUGAAGUUGCUAAGCUUUUAAAUCCUGGUGUGUAUACAAUACAUAAAGAACUGGUUACACUAUUACAGGAUGAGUCACUGGAGGUGUUAGAUGCCCUGGUAGGUCACCUUCCUGAAAUCCUUGAACUAAUGACUAAUGGAGGAGAAAACAGUGGAUCAGAAAGCAAGUUAUUGUCUAUUCCUGACUUGAUUCCUGCAUUAACAACAGCAGAACAGAGAGCAGCAACUUCUUUAAAAUGGAGAAUUCACGAGAAGUUACUACAAAAAUAUGCAUGUCUCCCUCAUAUCAUAUCAAGUGAUCAGAUUUAUUACCGUUUUCUUCACAGAAUGUUGACAAUCAUUCUGACAAAUAAUGUCUUGCCAGUCCAAAAAGCAGCUGCUCGAACUCUCUGCGUUUAUUUGCGUUAUAAUCGCAAACAAGAACAGAGGCAUGAGGUUAUUCAGAAACUGAUUGAACAACUGGGCCAAGGAAAAAGUUAUUGGAACAGACUUCGUUUUUUAGAUACUUGUGAAUUCAUUAUGGAACUGUUUUCAAAAUCAUUCUUCUGUAAAUAUUUCUUUCUACCUGUGCUUGAACUUACACAUGAUCCAGUGGCAAAUGUGAGAAUGAAGCUAUGCUAUUUGUUGCCAAAAGUUAAAUCUACUCUGAAGAUUCCCACUGAUAAACAUUUACUUCAGCAGUUGGAAUUAUGUAUAAGGAAACUUCUGUGUCAAGAGAAAGAUAAAGAUGUCCUGACUAUUGUAAAAAGAACCAUGUUAGAAUUGGACAGAAUGGAGAUCUCUGUAGAUGCUUUUCAGAAAAGAUUUUACGAAAAUGAUUUAUUGGAUCAAGAAAAAGAGAGACAAGAACAUCUCCUUUUGGAAAUGGAACAAUUAGAAAAAGAGAAGCAGCAAAAUGAAGGAAGAUCUACAAAUAUUAAUGAUAAAAUGUUUGAAAAGAAGCGUAGAGACAGUAAAACAUCAUCAGUGUUGGCAAAAAGUAUCACUCUCUCUGUUCCUGGAAGCUCUUCUGGUACGUCAGCAGGCAAAGAAGACAAAAAAUCCAAGUUGGUUCGAAGCCAGUCUUUCAGUACUCAAGCACUACAUCCAAAAUACAGCAACAUAGACAAGUGUCCUAAUAAAAGCUCUGCUACAGGAUAUACAUCUUCAGUAUCAGGAAUGGGAAAGAGUUGUAUGUUAUCCUUUAGUGAUGAUUCAUUCCGGACUCAUUCUACUGGUAAUAGUGGGAAUGCUGCCUUCCCUUCCAGUUCUUCGUCUCGCAACAUAUUUAACUCAGCUGACCAAAAAAACAAUGGAAAUAAGGAGAGUCAGUCCCGAAAGAUGAGCAUAAAAAACAGAAAAUCAAACUCUUAGAUCUUCUGACAGAAAAAGAAGGGAACCAGAGACUGGUGGUAAGCAACGUUCUGGUGUGAUAAAGUGGGAGCAGCAGAUGGGACUCUCUAAUGCCUGGAGUGAAUAAAAUGCAUCUUGCAAUGUUAAAACUUUUUAUCUUUUAAAUAAAAUCCCAAGCUGUAGAAUAUGUUCUGAUAAGUAAUGUAAUGGUUGCAGAAUUCUAACGUUGUAAUGAAAUGUUAUGAAAUAUAACUUCAGCUAUGUGCUCUUAACUGCUGCAGCUAAAGAGAGGAUUUUGUUUUCUUCAGUUAUGCCUUUGUAGUUCAAAUUCUUGGAUUUAGAAUGCACAUAUCCAUUACUUAAUUGGCUUAUUUACAAUUUUAGCAAUUCUUAGCACCCAUGUUUUAUGCAAGAAAUAGAAGGGAUUGUUAGGAAUAUGAAAAGGUAAUCCCACAUUUUAAGGAACCUUCAAACCUAAUUUAAAACCAAAGUCCAGAACCAUUGAUCAGUCUAUAAAAAACAUAAACUUCAGUAGCAUUGUGCUGUGAAUUUGGAGGUAAUGUUUUUACAAGUACUAAGUAAAGUUCAUAAAAAUCUUGUGUAAGUUUCAAAGCAAUCUGAAAGCAGAUGUCUCCAGAUGAUAUAAAAAAAAAUAUUUCAUAAGUUUUGUUGUAUAAAUACUUGUUUUAAUUUUUAGUAUUUCAGAUUGUAUUUUCACUUGAAUAAUUUAUAAUGAUGAAUCUAGUUUUUAAUCAGCUGCUAUUGCAAGCUAUCAUGCUUCAGUGAUGUCAUCUGCAUUUGUUUGUAUUAAUGCUAAUGUUUCUAUCAAAAUUCGUCUGUGGAAAAACAUGCAAUUCUAUUUUAAAAAGUCUAUUUAUGCCAAUACUUGAGAGACAGCCUAUGAAGCUAUUGUCAGCUUCUCUAUUUCAAAAUGGAAGCAGCAUAAAUAUACUGAUAUCAGAAAUAUGUGUUUUUUAAAAUUUAUUGGUGUAUGAUAAAGAUGAUAUGAUCUGUGAAUGCAUAUGCGUGUGUGGUUACUUUUUAUAAUGUAAAAAUAUGAAUGAUGAUUUACUCAAAAUAAAACCUAGGACAAUGCUGUACAUGCAUGUUCUUGAAAAAAAAUUUCUCAGGGCAUCUUUUAUAAUUAAAAUAAAUAAAAGCAUUUACCUAUAGAAGGUAUUUAUUUUAAAUAGUAAUAAUGCUAGAUGUAUGCUGUCAUGUGUGAAGUACAAAAUGUGUCUUUGGAUUUAGCAGUGCUUUACUGUCCGAAUUCUUAAGCUUCCUACACUGCAGUUGGAUUUAGGUGUAUUCUCUGUCUUUAGUCACAGACAUUGUUUGAAUUCUGUGGAAAUACUCAAGUUUUCAGUUUGUUCUGCAGCCUGGCGUAGGAUCUUGUAAAUCACAGAUUUCUUUAAAAGCUUCUUCAACUGUUACGAUGUUUAACACACAAUAUUGAUGCAGAUAUACAGACGACCUAUGCUGGCUCCUCCCAGGUUCUGCUUUUGUCUCAUUCAUGAAAGCAGAUGCUCCCAGUUCCCCAGGAACAGCAAUUCAGUGUGCCAGCUACAGCUGCUCACCCAUGGGCCACUGGAGACUGCUCAAUCUGUUCUCAGUCUGACUUCUGCCAGGGACCAAACUCAGAUCAGCAGUACCCAGCUGCAGAACAGGACUCAAAACUGUGUUUGACCCUCAGAUGCCUUUACUAGAGCAAUGCAGAACAACCAGUAAGUUCAGAAACUUGAAUCUAAGCUAUUUUUCCCCUUAACAAGCAUGUAAUGAGUUCUGUAUACAGUCUGUCAUUUGUUUCUUAUUGGCUGUCAUUUGUCUGUCAUUUUUAACUGAUUAAUUUAUUUAAUGCUG
Gymnogyps californianus (California condor) is the source of this 4559-nucleotide messenger RNA. RefSeq names its product protein phosphatase 4 regulatory subunit 4 (gene PPP4R4). Bases 108 to 2720 code for a protein of 870 amino acids. Gene Ontology annotation, cellular component: cytosol; protein serine/threonine phosphatase complex. Gene Ontology annotation, molecular function: protein phosphatase regulator activity. The transcript is spliced from 25 exons. The record is from RefSeq and is a predicted model, not a curated record. Lineage: Eukaryota; Metazoa; Chordata; Aves; Accipitriformes; Cathartidae.